Messenger RNA from Vanessa tameamea, 826 nucleotides. Its product is annotated as 3-oxoacyl-[acyl-carrier-protein] reductase FabG-like. The record is from RefSeq and is a predicted model, not a curated record. NCBI's taxonomy places the organism in Eukaryota, Metazoa, Arthropoda, Insecta, Lepidoptera, Nymphalidae. Bases 40 to 792 code for a protein of 250 amino acids. The transcript has a single exon.
GAAAUUCACCAGCGUUAGUCUUACUUGAUACGUUUCAAAAUGAGUUUCAAAAACAAAGUAGUUAUAGUAACGGGAGCAAGCUCGGGCAUCGGUGCAUCGGCAUCGAUAAUGUUCAGCAAAGAGGGUGCUCGCGUGGUCAUGGUGGGCCGCAACGAGACCAAACUCUCCGCCGUGGCUGCGAAAUGUUCAUCGCCACUCGUGAUUCGCGCUGAUAUCGCCAAUGACGAUGACGCUCGCAGCAUCAUAAACCAAACCAUUAAGAAGUUCGGUCAGAUCGAUAUCUUGGUUAACAAUGCUGGAAUGACGAUGGAAAAUGGUGGUAUCCUCGCCAACGAUAUGAUGAAAUCUUAUGAUAUCAUCAUGAAUAUCAAUCUCCGAGCGGCUGUUCAUUUAACAAACUUGGCUGCCCCAUAUAUGAUCAAAACUAAAGGUAAUAUUGUGAACAUUUCUAGUAUUGCCGGAAUUAUGCCUCCUUUUGGUGUCGGUAUGACCAACUACUACAUCUCAAAAGCAGCAUUGAAUCACUUCACUGUCUGUUGCGCAACUGAGUUGGCCCCACACGGUGUGAGGGUAAAUGUGUUAAGUCCUGGACCGGUAAGAACAGAUUUUAUGGACAAUGCCAAAGCCGCCUUUACAUGGGAUGAUUUUCCGUCGAAAACUCUCCUUAAUAGAGUGUCUGAACCGGAGGAAAUAGCAGAUAUGAUUUUAUACCUGGCAAGUGAUAAAGCGAAGUCUGUCACUGGAUCUAAUUAUGUGAACGACAACGGCAUGCUCAUUAAAAAAACAUAUUAGAGUGUUAAUAUUUAAUAAAUAUACAUUUACAAGA